This is a messenger RNA of Colletotrichum navitas, 417 nucleotides long. RefSeq lists its product as uncharacterized. The record is from RefSeq and is a predicted model, not a curated record. Lineage: Eukaryota; Fungi; Ascomycota; Sordariomycetes; Glomerellales; Glomerellaceae. Bases 1 to 417 code for a protein of 138 amino acids. The transcript has 3 exons.
AUGUCUUUUCCAGAUUCGAUACGCUAUCGAGGCCUGGACAAGCUCCUGGAUCCUGGUCAGAAGGACGCCAUCCUGCGGUUUCUGUCGGCGCUACAGCAGUUCGUCAACAUUAUAACAGAACCAGAAGAGCUCCUGAUCCUAGUGGCCCUUGGGUUCACCGGCUUUGAGCAGGUAGUGCCUUAUAUUGAUCUUGUGAAUAAGGUUAUUAAGUCUGCCCUGCGCUAUUUGCCGAGCGACAAUAACAACCUUGAGAACAACGGCAUGGAGAUCCUGGCUUACAAUGUCAACCAAGUCCCCCUAUCGGCAAACAAAGCAGCACUGCUGUCUAACGUAGCCAAUAUUGACAACGCUCUCUCUAACAGCCUUAUCAUCUACAAGGUAGCACCCUUAUCUGUCUUUCCCUAUGACCAUUCUUAA